AUCAAUGGGGGAGCUGGAUUAAGUGAUCUGUAAUCUCCAUUCCAGCUCUAUGGAUAUGUGAUUCUCUGUCUUGUAGGUGAUGUCCUACCUAGCACUUAAAAUACCUACCUGAAUAUGUUAAGAUUGAGAAAAUGCAGGUCGCACGAUAUGUCAAGCACUUCAUAUAUAGGCUUGGUAUUCAAGGCAAGAAACAAAUAUCAAGGUAAGAAAGAGGGACCAAAAAGCACAAAAAAGACAACAGAUUCCAGCAGCGAUUACGUCAUUUUGGAGGGGAGGUUGAAAAGCAGGACUCUGCCAACUGGAUUAACAUUUGCUCAAGGCAGAUGAAAGGGCUGCUUCUCCUGAUCACUAACUGGGAUAAGGCAUCUUCGGUAAGCAACCUGGAUUGGGUUUCGGUGGGGUCGCCUCCACAAAGCAUUAGCAGCAAUCGUUUGGGGACUUAAUUAGGUUGGGUCCAAAUGCCAGAACAAGAUCCAGAGUCUGCUUUGGUAGAUAGAGCACCGGACCAAGUAAUACGGACUCGUGCUAGGCCUGACACUAGGUUACGUUCCAGGUGGAAAAGAACAGUUGAGAUCGUGGAGUUUGAGGGAAAGAAGUGCUCACAUUCCUUGCCUCUUAGAACACUCCUGGGAGGAGGUUGGUGGGUCGGACAGAGUUGCUGGAUGGUCGCUACCAAUCUCCCUUUGAGAGCGGGACUUGAACUCUCUAUACAACACACCUCCCUCUUUGGAGAUUCUUGAUUCUUUUAACUAGAGAAAAUUAGAUUAAAGGACCGUCAAGUCAGUCUCGAGUGCCUCACGAAGGGAAACAGACAAGAGAUUCCGGCAAGAGGGAGGGAGCAAACGCAGCUAACCACCUGCUUUGGCUGCCCUGCCUACCCGCCUAGACAGCGGUCAGUUCCGGGUGCGGAGGCGGGACCGCGCUCUCUCCACCGUCGUGUGCGCACUGUCCACCAAUCAGCGGCGUAGAAAUGUUCCGAAGACAUUGAUUGGCUCAACUGCUUGGCGCGCUCAGGGACUUAGAGCUGCAGUUGGCUGAGGCGUUGCCGUGGCGACAGUCGCGCACAGGCGCAUUGCACACCGGUAUGGCUGCUAAGCAACAGCAAACAUUCCGGGGUACUGUCAACUUUCUGCUACCAGACCUGGAUUUGCUGCCUCUGGAGACCCUCGGCGGCGGCGGCUGUGGCUGCUCUAGACUGACUUGGAGUGAGGAUGGCAUUCCACACCUCAGCGAAAGAUGCCAAACUGAAAAAUACUGAAAAGCAGGUGGAAAACCCUACCCUUGAAAGACUGAACGAUAUACAAAAAAAGGGAAGACUGAGUUUUAUAGUGCCCACAGAAAAUGAAUCUGACACACAAUUCCUGACGUUUAGGCACAGUACAAAAGCUCAAGAGAGAACAAGAAAACGACAGCAGCCCAUAAAACUAGAGCCUCUGCCAGUGCUAAAAGUCUACCAAGAUCAUAAGAGGCCAGAAUACAUAUAUGAACAGAACCGAUUUCAGUUAAUCUCUUCUGGAAUCAUAAAACCUCCAGGAAGCACUGAAGAAAGAAGUUCUACCAAAUUAUCUGUUCAGUUUCUUGAGCCUCAGUAUACUGUGAGGAAGAAAAAACAGCAGCCCUCAGCUGAGAUGUUCUCUCCCUCUCCUCCUAAACUGUCACGUACCAGUAUUGGAAGAAGAGGUCUCUAUGGGACCAGUUCCUCAGCGUACCCUAAGUACUUUUUCCAUGAUCGGGAAGAAGUCGUUAAAGCCAACGUUCGUAAUCCUUUGCAAAUCAUUAAAAUAAUACGUGAAAAUGAACACCUCGGAUUUCUUUAUAUGAUCCCUGCAGUGCCAAGGUCUUCCACUGAAUAUGAUACAUAUAAUCUCAAAGUUGUAAGUUAUGAGAACAUCAAUAAAAAUGACUACUAUACUAUUAGCAAAAAAGCCGUAACACACAUUUAUAAUGAGGACAUUGAGUAUAUCGAAAUUGAUCGAUGGGAACAGGAGUAUCUAUAUCACAGAGAACUCACUAAGAUUCCCAUAUUUGCACUUUUCCGGAAAUGGAAGGCUUUUAAUGUGUGGAAGAAGAAUGUCCGUUCCAAGAAAAUCAGUGGUUGUCGACAAUCUCUACAAAAAAAUUUGUUCAUUGUUAAUCCUCAUUUGCGACCGGCUCUUCUUAAAAUAAAUGAAUUAUGCUAUAACUUGAGUUUUAUCAGACUUUGUUAUAUUGAAAAAUGUCAUACUUAUACCCUGCAAGAAUUUAAGGCCACACAAAUCAUAUGGUUAGAAGAGGUGACAAUGCGCCUAGAAGAAUUUCGAAAUGAAGCAAAAGUCGUGGUCAGGAAGGCUUGUCGAAUUGCUCUGCAUGCCGCAGGAUUUAUUCCUGAUGACUGUCAUCAUAAACCUGUUGAGGAUUAUUGUAAAAUGCCAGAUGGUGGAGGUCUCACUGAGUUGCCUGCUUAUUCAGACUCUGAGAAAAUGACAUACACAGAGCAGGCCAGCAAAAGGCAUCACUGCAUGAGGCUAACAUGCUUUAUCCGUCUAAAUGACUAUCUAAUUGAGAACACAAUGCACAUCCUAACAGUAAAUUCUGUUAACUCUCUUUUGAAUUAUCUCACUGACAAGCUAAAACGAACACCUUCAGCAGAUGUCAUUCAAAAAUGGAUUACUGAAGAGAAGCCUGACGUCACUGAUAAAAAGGGGGCCUCUGUGGUGGAAAAGCAGGAAGAAGAUGAGUCUCUCAUCCCUAUGUUUCUCACAGAACUGAUUUUGACAGUCCAAUCAUUACUCUUCGAGCCUUCUUUGGAAGACUUCCUGGAUGGUAUUUCAGAUGCAAUUAAUCAAUUUCAAAACACUGUGCUAUCAGUUCCUAAUCUUGUACCUGAUACAUAUUUUGACGCUUUUACCAGACCUUACAUUAACAACAAACUUGAAGAAAAAACUUGUGGAUUUGGUCCAAGCCUAUCAGCAGUAUUUGAUGAUGAUAAGAAUUUUCACACAAUUAUCCUUCAAAUAAAGGAAACCAUACAAGCAGCAUUUGAAUCUGCCCGAUUAUAUGCAGCUACGUUUGAAAAGUUCCAUAUAUUCUUCAAGGAAAAUGAAAGUCUUGAUUUACAAGCUCUUAAACUUCAAGAACCUGAUGUUAAGUUUUUUGGAGAACAACUGGAAAAAUACCACAGACAGCACAAGGACGCAAUAGCUCUAAGACCCACCAGAAAUGUAGGAUUGCUGCUCAUUGAUACAAAGCUGCUAAAAGAAAAACUAAUUCCAUCACCUUUGCGAUGCUUGGAGGUGCUAAAUUAUAUGCUUCCUCGUCAAAGCAAGAAAAAAGUGGAUGCCAUUAUCUCUGAGGCACAAGAUGCAGAGUAUAAACUUGAAUUUGUUCCAACUACCACCAUAGAAUAUGUUAACAGCUUAGUAUUUCUUGAUGAAAUUCAGGAAAGGAUCGAAAGCCUUGAAGAUGAAGGGAAUGUAGUGAUUCAAAUGUACAAGCUCAUUGAACAGUAUCAGGUUCCAACACCUCCUGAAGACUUUGCUGUUUUCGCUACUAUGAAGCCAUCCAUUGUUGCAGUUCGGAAUGCCAUUGAUAAAUCUGUGGGUGACAGAGAAACAAGCAUUAAGCAGUUUUCUCUGCAUUUGGGUAGAGAUCUUGAAGACUUAACCAAUGAAGUGAAUGAAGUAAAGCUACACGCACAGGAUCCACAGAUCUUAGAUAUUACUGCUGACCAAGACAAAAUAAAGCUCAUGUUGCACGAUCUGCAGUUGGUUCUAGAUGAUCUUCAAAAACGUGCAUUUCAAUAUAAAUCCUAUCAGAAGAAUUUUAAGAUAGAAGUAUCCAAGUUUGAAGCUUUGGAAGAAGUUAGUGCUGAGUUGAAGCUCAAACAAUUGCUCUGGGAUUCUUUAUCUGAAUGGGAUCAACUCCAACAAGAAUGGUUAAAGUCCAAAUUUGAUGGCCUGGAUCCAGAAGUCCUAAAUAGUCAAGUUUCUAAAUAUGCCAAAUUUGUGACUCAAUUGGAAAAAGGCUUGCCACCCAACAGUGUAGUUCCUCAGCUAAAAUGUAAGGUGGAAAAAAUGAAAGAAAAGCUUCCAGUUAUCAUUGACUUGAGGAAUCCAACUUUGAAGCCAAGACAUUGGGCAGCUAUUGAACAAACAGUUGACGCCACCCUAGUGGACCUUGACAUUCCAUUAACCUUGGAGAAGCUCUCUGAGUUGCAUGUUUUCGAUUUUGGCCAAGAAAUCCAGGACAUUUCUGGACAGGCUUCUGGAGAAGCUGCCUUAGAAAUAAUUCUUAAAAAGGUGGAAGAUUCUUGGAAAACAACUGAAUUUGUCGUUCUCCCUCACCGUGACUCCAAAGAUGUGUUUAUCCUGGGUGGCACAGAUGACAUACAGGUCCUUCUUGAUGACAGCACCAUCAAUAUUGCAACCAUUGCCUCAUCACGUUACGUUGGUCCACUGAAAACUCGAGUGGAUGACUGGCAGAAACAACUUGCUUUAUUUAAUCAAACACUGGAAGAGUGGCUGAACUGUCAGCGAAACUGGCUCUACCUAGAAAGUAUUUUUAAUGCUCCAGAUAUUCAGAGGCAAUUGCCUGCCGAGGCUAAGAUGUUCCUUCAAGUGGAUAAGUCAUGGAAGGAAAUCAUGAGGAAGGUGAACCGGUUGCCUAAUGCUCUUCGAGCCGCUACUCAACCAGGACUUCUGGAGACUUUUCAAAAUAAUAAUGCAUUACUUGACCAAAUUCAAAAGUGUCUAGAGGCAUAUUUAGAAUCAAAAAGAGUUAUCUUUCCAAGAUUUUACUUCUUGUCAAACGAUGAACUUCUGGAGAUUCUGGCCCAGACACGAAAUCCCCAAGCUGUGCAGCCACACUUAAGGAAAUGCUUUGACUCCAUUUCAAAGCUCGAAUUUGCUCUCAUGCCUCCUACUGAAGGAAAAAUUCCUGGUAUGGAAGGAGAGCCAGAAAAAAUUUACACUAAUGAUAUUUUAGCAAUGCUAUCACCAGAAGGAGAACGGGUUAGCUUGGGAAAAGGCCUCAAAGCCCGAGGCAACGUGGAGGAUUGGCUUGGUAAAGUGGAAGAAGCCAUGUUCACAUCUCUGCGUCGCCUUUGCAAAGCCGCCAUCGCUGACUACCAGGGGAAACCAAGGACAGACUGGGUGAUUGCUGGCCACCCUUCUCAAGUGAUUCUGACCAUUUCUCAAAUCAUGUGGUGCCGUGAUUUGACUGAGUGCUUGGAAAGAGAAGGUGGUAAUCAUAUAGAGGCCCUGGAAGCUUUUGAAGAAGUAAACUUUGAGAGAUUAAAUGCCCUGGCAGCAACAGUUCGAGGCAGUCUUCCAAAAUUACACAGAAACAUCAUAACUGCCUUAAUUACUAUUGAUGUACAUGCAAGAGACAUAGUCACCGAACUUGUUCAAGCCAAGGUAGAGGAAGUGGAUUCCUUUGACUGGCAGAGACAACUGCGCUACUAUUGGGACAUAGAUCAGGAUAAUUGCGUGGCUCGGAUGGCGCUCUCUCAGUACACCUAUGGCUACGAGUAUUUGGGUGCAUGCCCAAGACUAGUCAUUACUCCUCUCACAGAUCGCUGUUACCUUUGCCUCAUGGGGGCUUUGCAGCUUGACCUGGGAGGUGCACCAGCUGGUCCUGCUGGCACUGGGAAAACAGAGACAACCAAAGACCUAGCUAAAGCUCUUGCCAUCCAGUGUGUGGUCUUCAACUGCUCCGAUGGUUUGGACUACAAGAUGAUGGGGCGCUUCUUCAGCGGUCUGGCCCAAUCAGGGGCCUGGUGCUGCUUUGAUGAAUUUAAUCGAAUCGACAUAGAAGUUUUGUCGGUCAUCGCACAGCAGCUCAUUACUAUUAGGAAUGCCAAAGCUGCAAAGCUAUCUAGAUUCAUGUUUGAGGGCCGGGAAAUAAAGUUGGUUAUGACUUGUGCAGCUUUUAUCACAAUGAAUCCUGGAUACGCAGGCAGAACUGAAUUGCCAGAUAAUUUGAAGGCCCUGUUUAGACCCUUUGCAAUGAUGGUUCCAAAUUAUGCUUUGAUUGCAGAGGUAAUUCUAUAUUCUGAAGGAUUUGAAUCCAGUAAAAUAUUAGCCAGAAAAAUGACUCAGAUGUAUAAGCUUUGCAGUGAACAGCUCUCUCAGCAGGAUCACUACGACUUUGGCAUGAGAGCUGUGAAGUCUGUACUGGUCAUGGCUGGGUCCUUAAAAAGGGAGAAUCCACACUUAAGUGAAGAUGUGGUAUUGAUAAGAGCUUUACGAGACUCCAACUUGCCAAAAUUCCUAACAGAUGAUGCUAUUCUGUUCAGUGGAAUUAUAUCUGACCUUUUUCCUGGAGUCCAAAUUCCAGAACAUGAUUAUGGUAUAUUGCAGUCAACAAUUAUAGAUGUCAUGAAUAAAAAAAAUCUUCAGCCUGAGACAUGUAUGGUUAAAAAAGUGAUACAGUUCUAUGAAACUAUGCUGGUAAGACACGGUGUUAUGUUAGUCGGGCCGACAGGAGGUGGCAAGACCACAGUUUACCAAAUACUAGCAGAAACUUUAGGGAAUUUGCAAAAACUUGGUUUAGACAACCCCUUUUACCAACCAGUUAAAACAUACGUUCUUAAUCCUAAAUCAAUUACAAUGGGUGAAUUAUAUGGUGAAGUUAAUAACAUAACCUUGGAGUGGAAAGAUGGUUUGAUGGCACUAAGUGUCCGAGCAGCUGUGAAUGACACUUCAGAAGACCAUAAAUGGAUCAUCAGUGAUGGGCCCGUGGAUGCUCUUUGGAUUGAAAAUAUGAAUACAGUGCUGGAUGAUAACAAGAUGCUUUGCCUGGCUAACAGUGAGAGGAUCAAACUCACACCUCAAAUCCACAUGCUUUUUGAGGUGCAAGACCUAAGAGUUGCCUCUCCUGCAACAGUCAGUCGAUGUGGAAUGGUGUUUGUGGAUCCUGAAGAACUGAAAUGGAUGCCUUAUGUUAAAACAUGGAUGAAGAAUAUUUCUAAAAAACUAAAUGAGGAAACCCAAGAAUACAUAUUGAACCUUUUCCAACGUUAUGUUGAUGAUGGUUUAUAUUUUGUCAAUAAAAAAUGCAGCCAAGCAAUCCCACAAGUGGACAUCAGCAAAGUUACUACACUCUGUUGCUUAUUGGAGUCUUUGAUAUUUGGGAAAGAUGGAGUUAAUUUGACAAUGGAACAAAUAAAACUGAAUACAGUACUAUGUCAGACUUUUAUAUUCUGUUAUUUAUGGUCUUUGGGUGGAAAUCUAACUGAAAACUACUGGGAUUCCUUUGAUACAUUUAUUAGAACACAAUUUGAUGAUAAUCCCGAUGCCAGGCUUCCCAGUUCUGGUGAUCUGUGGAGCAUUCAUAUGGACUUCGACACCAAACGACUGGAUCCCUGGGAACGAAUCAUACCCACCUUUAAGUACAGCCGAGAUGUUCCUUUUUUUGAAAUGCUAGUCCCCACAACUGACACGGUGCGCUUUGGAUAUCUAAUGGAAAAACUACUGGCAGUCAGGCAUUCAGUGCUGUUUACUGGAAUAACUGGAGUUGGCAAGUCUGUCAUUGCAAAAGGAUUGUUGAAUCGAAUUCAAGAAUCAGCUGCCUAUGUUCCUGUUUAUCUAAACUUUUCUGCUCAAACUUCAUCUGCAAGAACACAAGAGAUCAUUGAGUCAAAACUGGAAAGGAAAAGAAAAAACAUACUAGGAGCACCAGGAAACAAACAAGUUGUGAUUUUUGUUGAUGAUUUAAACAUGCCCAGACUGGACCGCUAUGGCUCUCAGCCUCCAGUUGAAUUACUUCGGCAGUAUCAAGAUUUUGGUGGAUUUUAUGACAGAAACAAACUCUUUUGGAAAGACAUACAGGAUGUAACGAUCGUCUCAGCAUGUGCACCUCCAGGUGGUGGCCGCAACCCUGUGACUCCCCGUUUUAUCCGACACUUCAGCAUGCUGUGCCUUCCGACGCCCUCAGAGCACAGUCUGAAACAGAUUUUUCAGGCCAUCUUAAAUGGCUUCCUCAGUGACUUCCCACCAGCUGUAAAGCAAACCGCAUCAAACAUUGUAGAAGCUGCAGUUGAGAUUUAUAACAGAAUGAGUGUUGAUCUUCUGCCAACACCAGCCAAGUCCCAUUACAUCUUUAACUUGAGGGAUUUAUCCAAAUGUGUACAAGGUAUCCUCCAAUGUGAUCCAGGAACAGUAAGAGAAGAAAUACAGAUAUUUAGACUCUUUUGCCAUGAAUGCCAAAGAGUCUUCCAUGACCGUUUGAUUAAUAAUGAAGAUAAGCACUAUUUCCAUGCUAUUUUGACAGAAAUGGCCAACAAACAUUUUGGAAUUGCAAUUGGCCUGGAAUAUUUUUUGACAAAACCCAUCAUCUUUGGAGACUUUAUUAAGUUUGGAGCAGAUAAGACUGAUCGGAUUUACAAUGACAUGCCUGAUAUGGAGAAAAUCGCAAAUGUUCUACAGGACUAUCUUGACGAUUAUAACCUUAUAAAUCCCAAAGAAGUAAAGUUGGUGUUCUUCCAGGAUGCUAUAGAACAUGUUUCAAGGAUUGCCCGCAUGAUUCGUCAGGAAAGAGGCAAUGCGCUGCUCGUUGGAGUAGGAGGCACUGGAAAACAGUCUCUUACAAGACUUGCAGCUCACAUAUGUGGUUACAAAUGUUUGCAAAUUGAACUGAGCCGAGGAUAUAAUUAUGACAGUUUUCAUGAAGACCUGAGGAAGUUGUACAAACUGGCUGGUGUGGAUAACAAGAAUAUGGUCUUCCUCUUCACUGACACCCAGAUUGUAGUAGAAGAAUUCCUAGAAGAUAUAAAUAACAUCCUGAACUCCGGUGAAGUGCCCAAUUUAUUUGAAAAGGAUGAACUGGAACAGGUUUUAGCAGCCACCAGACCACGAGCAAAAGAAGUAGGAAUUUCCGAGGGGAAUAGAGAUGAGGUGUUUCAGCACUUUAUCAGCAGAGUCCGUCAGAAGCUGCACAUCGUUCUCUGUAUGAGCCCUGUGGGGGAGGCCUUCCGGUCCCGGUGCCGAAUGUUCCCAUCCCUUGUGAACUGCUGCACUAUUGAUUGGUUUGUCCAGUGGCCUAGAGAAGCACUUCUUUCUGUAUCAAAGACAUUUUUCUCCAGCGUUGAUGCUGGAAAAGAAGAAAUGAAAGAAAAGCUUUCCCUCAUGUGUGUGAACAUUCACUUGAGCGUCUCCAAUAUGGCAGAACGCUAUUACAUGGAGCUCCGGAGACGGUACUACACAACGCCCACCUCCUACCUGGAACUCAUCAAUCUUUUCCUGACUAUGCUGAGUGAAAAAAAGAAGCAGUUGGUUUCAGCACGUGACCGGGUGAAGAAUGGUCUCACUAAGCUAUUAGAAACCAAUGUACUAGUAGAUAAAAUGAAAUUAGAGCUUUCAGCUUUAGAGCCUAUCCUUUUUCAAAAAUCACAAGAUGUUGAAGCCCUGAUGGAAAAAUUGGCAGUGGAUCAAGAAAAUGCCGAUCAGGUCCGUAGCAUUGUGCAAGAAGAUGAAGCGACGGCAAAAGUGAAAGCUGAAGAGACCCAAGCAAUAGCUGAUGAUGCUCAAAGAGACCUUGAAGAAGCUCUACCUGCACUUGAUGCUGCUAAUAAAGCACUGGAUUCCUUAGAUAAAGCAGAUAUAUCUGAGAUCAGAGUUUUUACAAAGCCCCCAGAUAUGGUCAUGACUGUUAUGGAAGCAAUUUCUAUUCUCUUGAAUGCCAAACCUGAUUGGCCAACAGCAAAGCAACUUCUUGGUGACUCUAACUUUCUAAGAAGACUUCUAGAAUAUGAUAAGGAAAAUAUAAAGCCUCAGAUAUUGGCCAAACUUCAGAAGUAUAUUAACAAUCCUGAUUUUGUGCCUGAAAAAGUAGAGAAAGUGUCCAAAGCAUGUAAAUCCAUGUGCAUGUGGGUAAGAGCGAUGGAUCUAUACUCUAGGGUAGUCAAAGAAGUCGAACCAAAGAGACAAAAACUCCGUGCUGCACAGGCUGAACUUGAUAUCACAAUGGCUACUCUGAGAGAAAAGCAAGCCUUGCUAAAAAAAGUGGAAGAUCAAAUACAGGCCUUACAAGACAAAUAUGACAAAGGGGUGAACGAGAAAGAAAGUCUGGCAAAAACUAUGGCCCUGACAAAAGCACGUCUGAUACGUGCAGGAAAGCUGACGGCUGCGCUAGAAGAUGAGCAAGUUCGAUGGGAAGAAAGCAUCCAGAAAUUCAAUGAGGAGAUAUCAAAUAUCAUUGGGAAUGUGUUUAUAGCAGCAGCUUGUGUAGCCUAUUAUGGGGCCUUCACAGCCCAGUAUAGGCAAUCGCUUAUAGAAUACUGGAUCCAGGACUGUCUGUCUCUGGAGAUCCCAAUCAAUCCUUCCUUCAGUCUCAUUAACAUUCUUGGUGAUCCCUACAAAAUACGGCAGUGGAACACUGAUGGGCUGCCCCGUGACAUGAUAUCAACAGAAAAUGGCAUUUUGGUUACUGAAGGGAGACGAUGGCCUUUGAUGAUUGACCCCCAGGAUCAGGCAAACCGUUGGAUAAGGAACAAGGAAAGCAAAAGUGGUUUAAAGAUCAUUAAGCUUACGGAUACUAAUUUCUUGCGUACCCUUGAAAAUUCAAUCCGACUUGGUUUACCUGUCUUACUGGAAGAGCUUAAAGAAAACUUGGAUCCAGCUCUAGAACCCAUUCUUUUGAAGCAGACUUUCAUGAGCGGUGGGCGGCUGCUCAUUCGCCUCGGAGACUCAGACAUUGACUACGACAAAAACUUCAGGUUCUACAUGACAACCAAACUGCCAAAUCCCCACUACCUGCCCGAGGUGUGCAUUAAAGUCACCAUCAUCAAUUUCACUGUAACCAAAUCAGGUCUGGAGGAUCAGCUGUUAAGUGAUGUGGUACGACUUGAGAAACCCGAGUUGGAAGAACAAAGAAUCAAGCUCAUUGUGAGAAUAAACACUGAUAAAAACCAGCUGAAAACUAUUGAAGAGAAAAUCCUGAAAAUGCUCUUUACAUCUGAAGGAAAUAUUCUGGACAAUGAAGAACUUAUUGACACACUCCAGGAUUCAAAGAUCACUUCAGGUGCCAUUAAAAUCAGGCUAAAGGAAGCUGAGUCCACUGAACUGAUGAUAAAUGUUGCUCGUGAGAAGUAUCGUCCAGUAGCCACUCAAGGCUCUGUUAUGUACUUUGUUAUUGCAAGCCUCUCAGAAAUAGAUCCUAUGUAUCAGUAUUCAUUAAAAUAUUUUAAACAGUUGUUCAAUACAACAAUUGAAACAUCUGUAAAGUCAGACGAUCUAGAGCAGCGCAUGGAAAUACUCCUGGAACAAACGCUUCUAACCGCUUACGUCAAUGUUUCCAGAGGACUCUUUGAGCAACAUAAACUCAUCUACAGCUUUAUGCUGUGUGUAGAGAUCAUGCGUCAGCAAGAAAGCCUAACUGAUGCCGAGUGGAAUUUCUUUCUCCGAGGUUCUGCAGGAUUAGAAAAGGAACGCCCACCUAAGCCUGAAGUUCCCUGGCUGCAUAAUGCCAUGUGGUUCGCAUGCUGUGACUUAGAAGAAUCAUUCCCAGUUUUUAAAGGACUUACACAAUACAUACUGUUACAUCCUAUUUCCAUACGAAUAGGAUCCUUUGAGACUUAUAUCAAUCCAUAUGAAUGGGAAGGCUAUUCUAAAAGUAAGGAGGAAGAAUUCAUGACAGAAGAAAAAGAGACCAAAAACCAUAAUUCCUGGCAUCCAGUAUUGAGUUCUUUCCAAAAGCUACUUCUCAUUAAAUGUUGCAAAGAAGAGAAGAUAGUUUUUGCUCUUACAGACUUUGUAAUAGAAAGUCUUGGAAAACGCUUUAUAGAGACACCCCCUGUGGACCUGCCCACUCUGUAUCAAGACAUGUCGUAUAACACUCCCCUGGUAUUCAUCUUAAGCACAGGCUCGGAUCCUAUGGGGGCAUUCCAGAGGUUUGCCCGGGACAGCGGGUAUUCAGAACGGGUGCAAUCAAUUUCACUGGGGCAAGGACAAGGACCCAUUGCUGAAAGAAUGAUCAAAGAUGCAAUGAAAUCAGGAAACUGGGUGUUUUUGCAGAACUGCCAUCUUGCUGUUUCUUGGAUGUUGGCAAUGGAAGAACUAAUUAAAACCUUCACAGAUCCAAACAUUAUCAUCAAGGACACUUUUCGACUUUUUUUAAGUUCCAUGCCUAGUAGUACAUUUCCUGUUACAGUUCUUCAAAAUUCUGUCAAGGUAACCAAUGAGCCUCCAAAAGGUUUACGUGCAAAUAUCAGACGAGCAUUUACUGAAAUGACACCUUCGUUUUUUGAAGAAAAUAUACUCGGAAGAAAAUGGAGACAAAUAAUAUUUGGCAUUUGUUUCUUCCAUGCAAUUAUUCAGGAGAGAAAAAAGUUUGGCCCUCUUGGUUGGAAUAUCUGCUAUGAAUUUAAUGACAGUGACAGGGAAUGUGCUUUGCUGAAUCUCAACCUUUAUUGUCAAGAAGGAAAUAUUCCCUGGGAUGCAUUGAUUUACAUUACUGGUGAAAUUACAUAUGGUGGUAGAGUUACAGACACCUGGGAUCAAAGAUGCCUUCGGACUGUCUUAAAAAGGUUUUUUUCUCCUGAAACAUUAGAAGAGGAUUAUAAAUAUUCUGAAUCAGGCAUCUAUUUUGCACCAUUGGCUGAUACCCUACAAGAGUUUAAAGACUACAUUGAAAAUCUGCCUUUAAUAGAUGAUCCAGAAAUAUUUGGAAUGCAUGAAAAUGCCAACCUAGUUUUCCAGUACAAAGAGACCAACACUUUAAUCAACACCAUACUUGAGGUUCAGCCAAGGUCAUCUUCUGGUGGAGAGGGAAAAAGCAAUGAUGAAAUUGUCCAAGAACUUGUUGCUUCAGUGCAGACCAGAGUUCCAGAAACACUAGAAAUGGAGAGUGCAUCUGAGAGCCUUUUCACCAAGGAUUCCCAAGGACGCCUUAACUCUUUGACUACCGUUCUCGGACAAGAAGUGGACCGCUUUAACCAGCUAUUGAAGUUAAUACAUACUUCUCUGGAGACACUCAACAAAGCUAUUGCUGGCCUUGUGGUGAUGUCUGAGGAAAUGGAGAAGGUGUACAACAGUUUCCUCAACAACCAAGUUCCCUCUCUGUGGUCCACCACAGCCUACCCAUCCCUGAAGCCACUAGGAUCGUGGGUCAAAGACCUGAUCCUGAGGACUGCAUUUGUGGAUUUGUGGCUCAAAAGAGGGCAGCCUAAGUCCUUCUGGAUCUCCGGUUUCUUCUUUCCUCAAGGAUUUCUAACAGGAACUCUUCAAAAUCAUGCUCGGAAACACAAUUUGCCUAUAGACGAGCUGAGCUUCAAGUACAACAUGAUUCCUAUCUAUCGGGAUCAAGCGGCAGUUAUAGAAGCUGCCAAGACAGUGCAGUUUGGACAAGAACUGCCCAUGGACUUGGAGUUGCCCUCUCCUGAAGAUGGUGUUCUUGUUCAUGGAAUGUUUAUGGAUGCUUCUCGAUGGGACAAUACAGAGAUGGUGAUAGAAGAUGCACUGCCAGGACAGAUGAAUCCAAUGCUGCCUGUGGUGCAUUUUGAACCUCAACAAAAUUACGUGCCAAGCCCAACAUUUUACCAUUCCCCACUUUAUAAAACAGGGGCCCGGGCAGGAACACUCUCAACCACAGGUCAUUCCACCAACUUUGUGGUAACUGUGCUCUUACCCUCCAAGCGGUCCAAAGAUUACUGGAUUGCCAAGGGGUCAGCUUUGCUCUGCCAACUAAAUGAGUGAGAAGUUGCCACCUCCUGCUAAAAAAGAACCAGGCCAAAAGUCUUUCCUGAUGGGGACAAAGGUCCGUGUAACAUAUGCAAGCAAAACAGCUAUACUUCUGGUCUGACUUAAGGAUGGUUAGUGUGGCUUUUCUCUUCUAACUAAAAUAAAGUGUCUGAGUGCUUCA
Neofelis nebulosa (Clouded leopard) is the source of this 13836-nucleotide messenger RNA. It is a transcript of the gene DNAH6, whose product is annotated as dynein axonemal heavy chain 6. NCBI's taxonomy places the organism in Eukaryota, Metazoa, Chordata, Mammalia, Carnivora, Felidae. Gene Ontology annotation, molecular function: ATP binding; dynein intermediate chain binding; dynein light intermediate chain binding. The record is from RefSeq and is a predicted model, not a curated record. Gene Ontology annotation, cellular component: dynein complex. The coding region runs from base 1212 to 13670 and encodes 4152 amino acids. The transcript is spliced from 77 exons. Gene Ontology annotation, biological process: microtubule-based movement.